Messenger RNA from Sesamum indicum (sesame), 895 nucleotides. RefSeq lists its product as uncharacterized. The record is from RefSeq and is a predicted model, not a curated record. Lineage: Eukaryota; Viridiplantae; Streptophyta; Magnoliopsida; Lamiales; Pedaliaceae.
AUAUUCCAAAUUACCAAUACCAUAUGUACUUCGCCACCCCCACAUUCACAUAUGUACUCAUUUAGGAAACCUCCUACCUAUCCCCCUCCCCCCUCAACAAUUCUCUGUCUUGCAGCCCAGGCUCAGAUGGACGAUGUCAUGCCCGCCCCAUCACCGUCUCAAGAUCAUCCCCUUCUCCGUCGCCGGAACUCCAUCUCCGCUGCCAUAUCGGUUGCGCCGACCAAGCUCAGCCUCCUCGCCCACCACAACUCCUCUUCCUCCGCCGCCACCACCACCACCUCGUCUUCAUCCGAUGAUCUGGAGUUGCUGUCGAUCAAGCCCACCUCCCUCAGCUAUACUUCGCUGAAGGACCUCCUGCCUUUGGUCGCGGUCAACUCGCCCAAGCCCAAUUCGGCUCACCAGGUGCAGCCGGGGUCCGACAUCUGCAUCCGUAACCGCCUCGUGAAGCAGGCCGCUUGGGCUUAUCUCCAACCCAUGUCCGCCUCUCCUGGUUCUUCGAGCAGCAACUUCUUCCACUGUCUCUGGCCGCGCGCCGCCGCCUUCUUUGACCUCGUCCGCCACAAGGUUAUCCGGGCCCUCAAAUGGGCGCUCCGCUUCAUCCGGAGCUCCAGAUAGCAACGGCCUAAAACGUGGUUUGUGUGACUACAAAUACUAGUAAUAGGUGAUUGGAUUCAUACAAACAGGAAUCUGCAAUUUCAUUUCCUCUGCUUUUUUUCUUGAUGUAAUGGCGAAAUUGAAAUGUGUACGCAAACUACAAGGUCCAAAUUGGGGGAAAAAAUAGGAAGAAAAUGAAAAUUCAACAAGAAAAAAAAGAUAAUUCUUAUUUUUUGUAUUUGUGAUCGCAUGAUUUUGCUAAUUGCUUUUGAAAUGCGUGCUUCUUCGGCCCUGGCCAGGA